GAUGGCCUUUCUAAGGAAGAACGCCAGAAGCGUUACGAAAAGAAGGCAUGCCUCCAAUGCAGUGAAGUAGGACACUUCCGCAGAGAUUGCCCAAAAAACGAAGUCAGGCAAGGUCAAAUCAAGAUCGGGAUGAUCAGGAGUGGGACGCCUUACCCACCAGUCACGGAACCCGACGACAGCCUUAGUGACUUGGACUUGUACGAGGAGGCGCGCCAAGAGAGCGACGAGGCCUUCGAGAUGGUACAAGAAGCUUUAGGAGCCAAGAAUGUCCAAUGGGACAUACCACAAGAAACAGAUUGGAAGAUUGACGGGGCUGAGAUUCAGAGCCGCCUAAGGAAUCACCAAUGCUGGGUCUGCGGAGACGCCGCACACCAGGCAGACGAUUGCCAUCAGCGGGGACGUAUCGCGAUUACGGGCCCUAACGCUGAAGAGAUCGGGUAUCAAGCGAUUCACGAACAACCACGCUUCGAGAGCCCCAAAGCUCAAAUUGAGGAACGAAACCCUUACUUGUUUAAGGCACGCAUGACGCAACACAAAGAUUUGCACUAG
Molecule: messenger RNA, 549 nt
Organism: Exserohilum turcica Et28A
Lineage: Eukaryota; Fungi; Ascomycota; Dothideomycetes; Pleosporales; Pleosporaceae
Exons: 1
Molecular function (GO): nucleic acid binding; zinc ion binding
Source: RefSeq, a predicted model, not a curated record